Messenger RNA from Mesorhabditis spiculigera, 366 nucleotides. The record is from the annotation of a GenBank genome assembly. Lineage: Eukaryota; Metazoa; Nematoda; Chromadorea; Rhabditida; Rhabditidae.
AUGGAAAGCGGCAGGUCGACAAAAUUCGAGACCGAACGUCUCGAGUGGCCGAUUGUUGAACCGAAUGGAGAUGAAGAAACCGGCAACUACAUCUGUCUGCGCACCGGAGAUGACCACGACUUUUGGAUCCCGGUGCCGUUUGCCGCGCAAUCGUCGUCAGUCACGAGCAUAGUCAACGGCCCAACACCCGGCGACGACGACAAGACGGCCUACGAGUUCCGGUUUAUCUGCUCGAACGUGAUGCGAUGGAUAUGCAACUACAUGGGAUACAAAUUCAUCUACACCGGAAAGGAAUCCGUGCCCACCUUCGAAGUCGACCCGAACAUCGCCCUGCCCCUACUCCAUGCUGCCACAUUUUUCGAUUGC